AAAACGGCAAUGACUUCGCAUCAAAAUCAAAAUUCCUCCACUAUUGCUUGCAAAAUCUGACAAUCGGACUGAGUGAUGUGGCCCUCGGCGUCAUCCUUCCCGGAGGACUUCAGAACUGAUAUCCCUUUUGAAGAUGGGAGGAGCACGGUGGUGGAUCUUCCAUCUCCGUUGGAAAGAGACGAUCGCCGCCGCCUAAGAAUCGUGGGCUCCUGCAAUGGCUUGGUAUGCUUGGGUCUUCCACCGGAGACUGCACAAAGCUACAGGAACCUUGUACACCGACCAGGGUAUUUGUAUGCACCUGGUUUUGGGUACGAGUCAGCCUCUGAUGAUUAUAAACUUGUUUUAGCCACUUACUAUAGGGAAUCGAUAUCUGUCUAUAUGGUGAUGAUUGCAACGGCUUAUCACUGGGAUGGGUAUUUUCCCGAGUCGACCUUUCUGAAUGGAGCAGUCCAUUGGAGAUCACGAAUCGGAGAUGAUAAUACUUUGACUGCUUUUGAUUUGGAAAAGGUGACAUUUUUCCAAGUUCCAAUUCCCCGUCUCCCCUGUUCUAGGAUGUUCUUCCCCUACAAUGGCAUGGGAGUUCUUGGAGGAUGCCUCUCCUUGAUGAUUGCUAAUUCUGAAAAUUCCCAUCCCUUUGGGUUGUGGGUAAUGAAGGAACAUCGGGUGGAGGCAUCCUGGACUAAAGUGCUUCAUCUUCUAAACCCAGAUGAUUAUGUUCCGCGCGGUAUGCACGAAAUUUUCUAUGAGCCUUUAUGCAUCUCAGGUGAUAAUGCAUUUAUAUUCAUAGGGAACACAAGAGAAUUGAUGAAGUUUAGUGAAAGAGGACAAAUACUUGAAAAGGUUAGUGUCUGUGAUGACUCGAACAAGUGUGAAGGAAUUGCAUUUGUGGAGAGCAUAGCUUUUCCUAACAAUCCAUGAUCAGGUACAUACUCUUUUCAUGAUCUUUAAGCUCAUCUAGUGGGUUUUUCUUUUGCUGUAACAAAACUAUAACAAAAUUUGAAACGGUGAAAGAGUUAUGACAUAUGAUUGUGUUUAUUUUGGGAGCUUGUAGAAAUCCUUUUCCGGUUCUUUAGUGUUUAUAAGUCUUGUUAUUGCGAAGGGGCGUGCUUCAUUCUGAUUGUUAACUAUGGAUGUGUGAAAAUGCAUCCUCUUUUGUUGUUGGCGUGAAUUGAUCUCGUUUUCUCAAUCACAUAUAAUGAAACCAAGAAACAUGGCUACGGUUCAAGAAUCAUUGUCUUCUUCCAUGAAAAAAUGGAAAAAAAUGCUUGUCUUCCCUUCCCCCUUUCUGAUUGCUAAAUGGUUGAACUUACUGUCAGUUCAUUGCUUGUUGGAGAUCAAUCCAAUUUUACCAACUUCCAGUCCUAUUUUCCCCUUCCCCCAGACGUUGUGAAAGUUGAUACCAGUGUAUGUUGUAAUUCUAACUAGGUCUGGUUGGUUUUAUAUGCAGGGAUUUUUAUGGGGCUCUAACCUUUUCACAGUUAUUAGGAAGUAGUUUUGGAUGCAGAAGAGUUGAUAAGAAUAGCUUUCCACUAACUGGGGAUGCUGUUGUUUUUUGAGCAUGUUUUUACCUUGUACCCUUUUGAAGUCAGUUUUUAGGGGAUGUCAUUCCUGUUGAUGACUUGGUGGGGUUAUGUGAUGUUCUUUUGGUGGUUUAAUUUCUCCCUUUCCCCCUUAUAAGUCUGUCUCUAUUGUAACUUUGUUGUAACUAAAUGAAAUUUCUAUGUGAAU
Molecule: messenger RNA, 1728 nt
Organism: Rubroshorea leprosula
Lineage: Eukaryota; Viridiplantae; Streptophyta; Magnoliopsida; Malvales; Dipterocarpaceae
Source: the annotation of a GenBank genome assembly